Messenger RNA from Betta splendens (Siamese fighting fish), 3118 nucleotides. RefSeq names its product kinesin-associated protein 3a (gene kifap3a). Bases 140 to 2485 code for a protein of 781 amino acids. Gene Ontology annotation, cellular component: kinesin II complex; axoneme; ciliary transition zone. Lineage: Eukaryota; Metazoa; Chordata; Actinopteri; Anabantiformes; Osphronemidae. Gene Ontology annotation, molecular function: kinesin binding. The record is from RefSeq and is a predicted model, not a curated record. The transcript has 20 exons. Gene Ontology annotation, biological process: microtubule-based movement; cilium organization.
GGAGCCCGGAGGCCGGAGCCCGGAGCCCGGAGGCCGGGGCCGCCUCCCUGGCAACGGGCUGAGCAGGAAACAACAUCCGGCCGCCUCUGUCAGCGUCAGCGGUGGCGUCUGGCCGGAGAAAAGCUCUGUCUUGGCUGAAAUGGACACAGGAGACCCGCGCUUUCUGAAAAGGAGAGUGAGGGGCUGCUCUCUGGACGUCCACCCCACUGAGAAAGCCCUUGUGGUGCAGUAUGAGGUGGAGGCCACCGUCCUGGGGGCGCUGGGGGACCCCAUGGUUGGUGAACGCAAGGAGUGUCAGAAAAUAAUUCGCUUGAAAAGCUUGAAUCCGAACACAGACACAGCGUUGUUGGCUCAGAAGGUGGUGGAGGAAUGUCGGCUGAUUCACCCAUCAAAACUUCAAGAGGUGGAGCAGCUGCUCUUUUAUCUGCAAAACCGCAAACAGUCAAAUGACAACCAAGGCAAGAAAUGCAUCGCAUCUCGAGACUUCAAACCUUACCAGGGACUGGAGCUGGAAGAGGAGGCAAGCAUUACCAACAUAGAGGAGUAUGUGGAGCUACUGUAUGAGGACAUCCAGGAGAAGAUCAGAGGAGCCACGCUCAUCCUCCAGCUGGCUCGUAACCCAGACAACCUGGAGGAGCUCAUUCAGAACCAAACGGUCCUUGGAGCCCUGGCAAGAGUUCUAAGGGAGGAAUGGAAGCAGAGCGUGGACCUGGCAACAACCAUUGUUUAUGUUUUCUUCUGCUUCUCUAGUUUCUCCCAGUUCCAUGUUUUGGUCACACAUUUCAAGAUUGGGGCCCUGUGUAUGAAUAUCAUUGAGCAUGAGCUUAAGAGGUAUGACCUCUGGCAAGACGAGCUGCAGAAGAAGAAGAAGGCCUGCUCCUCUGAGAACCAGAAUCUGAAGAAAGAACACGAGAGGUCUUUCAGAAAAUACCAGAGCCUUCUGAUUAAGCAGGAGCAGCUUCUCAGAGUUUCUCUGUGCCUGCUGCUGAACCUGGCUGAGGACACUCGCACAGAGCUGAAAAUGAGGAACAAAGACAUCGUCCACAUGCUGGUGAAGAUUCUCGACAGGGAGGACAAAGAGCUGCUCCUCGUAGUUGUCUCCUUCCUCAAGAAGCUCUCAAUCUUUCUGGAGAACAAGAACGACAUGGCUGAAGCGUUUGCUGUUGGGAAGUUGGCCCAGCUGGUUCCAUGUGAGCACCAUGAGCUCCUGAGCACCACCUUACGCCUCCUGCUCAAUCUGUCCUUCGAUACGUCACUGCGCAGCCAGAUGGUCCAGGCUGGUCUAAUUCCCCAGCUCUCAUCUCUGCUAGCUGACGAGGGCCAGAGACAGCUCAGCAUGUGCAUUCUGUACCACAUCAGCAUGGACGACAGAUUCAAGUCCAUGUUUGCCGACACAGACUGCAUACCGCAGCUGAUGAAGAUGCUGUUUGAUUGUGGAGAGGAGAAGAUCGACGUGGAGCUCAUCUCGCUGUGCAUCAACCUGGCUGCUAACCAGAGCAACGCCCAGGUCAUCUGUGAAGGUGCUGGUUUAAAGAUGCUGAUGAAACGUGCCAUUAAACUGAAGGAUGUUCUGGUGAUGAAGAUAAUCAGGAACCUUUCUCAGCAUAAUGGACCCACAAAGAGUCUUUUCCUAGACCAUGUUGGGGACCUGGCAGCUCAGAUCAGUGAGGGGGAGGCUGAGGAGUUUGUGAUCGAGUGUCUGGGCACGUUGUCCAACCUGACCAUCGCUGAUCUGGACUGGGCGCUGCUGCUGACGGAGUAUCACCUGGUGCCGUACCUGAAGGACAGACUCAAAGCAGGUUCAGCUGAGGAUGACCUCAUUUUGGAGGUGGUGAUCAUGAUCGGCACCGUGUCCAUGGAUGACCCGUGUGCAGCCUUGCUGGCCAAGUCUGGCAUCAUUCCCGCUCUCAUCCAGUUACUUAAUGCCAAGCAGGAGGACGAUGAAUUUGUGUGUCAGAUUGUCUACGUCUUCUACCAGAUGGUUUUCCACAAAGCGACAAGAGACGUUAUCAUCAAAGACACGCAGGCUCCUGCGUACCUCAUUGACCUGAUGCACGAUAACAAUGCGGAGAUACGCAGAGUUUGUGACAACACGCUGGACAUCAUCGCUGAACACGAUGACGACUGGGGGAAAAAGAUCCAAACGGAGAAGUUUCGCUGGUUCAACGCUCAGUGGCUGGAGAUGGUGGAGCAUCGUCAGAUGGACGAUGUGGGGGAGCCCUUCCUGUAUGACGAGGAUGGGGAGUACAUCAUUGGGAGCACAGACAUCCUGGAGAGGCCCCACCUGUUCUACAGCGCAGACGGGAUCAUCUCGGCAGAUCCUGCCUUCAAUCCUGAGUUCUACAUGGACAUUCAGAGCGGGGAGCUGGAACCGUGUGGAUACAUGCGGAGUGCAGACCAGAUUCCAGCGGAGCGGCCCAUCAGUGUCUACGGUCUCCACUCAGACCAACACCUGUUCUACAACUACACCACUGCCUCUCGGUGAACCUGCAGCAGUAGCGUCACUGACAUCCUGUCUGUCAGCCGAGCGUUUCUUUGAAAAUGUCUUGCUUUACCCACAGACAGACAUUACAGUAGGUGGGUUAUUGAGGCUACUGAGUUUAGUCACUGUUUACUUCUAUUUUUGUUUUGUUGGUGCCUUUUGUUUGUGGUGUGUGUAAAUUAAAAUGGAAAUCACCAGACACGUCUUCAAAUAGAGACACUUGAUUAUUCUACAGUUAAGCGCUACAACAACCUAGAGCCGUGGAAAAGGAAUGUGUCCUGUGGUAAGCACAGAUUAUAUCUAUUUCAAGGUGAGCAGACUUACAUGUAUUGGUUUUUGUCUUUCUAAGUCAAACACUUUAAAGGCACUGAAUUAAGACGUCAUUGAUCUUUUUGAUAAAUGUCAUUUAAGGUGAAACGUUGUCCUGUUUGUAAAGAUGAAUAAAUAUUAGAGUAUCUGCUACUUUUUUGUCUGGCGCUUCGCUGUCCUGCCAUUUGCUGCUCCACUAUAUGAAGCAAGCAGGACUUAAGCUGUAGUAUCUAAUCAGUCGCAGAUGUCAGACUGUUUACAGGGUUUGAUAUUUCUCCGUGCUGUGCGUCUGCUCCUGCUUAAACAUAAAUAAAUAAUGAAAGCAUC